Messenger RNA from Lagopus muta (rock ptarmigan), 1505 nucleotides. Its product is annotated as LWamide neuropeptides-like. Lineage: Eukaryota; Metazoa; Chordata; Aves; Galliformes; Phasianidae. Bases 327 to 1505 code for a protein of 392 amino acids. The record is from RefSeq and is a predicted model, not a curated record. The transcript is spliced from 2 exons.
GGCUGUGGGGCUGAGCUGUAGGGCCGGGUUAUGGGGCUGAGCUGUAGGGCUGGGUUGUGGGGCUGAGCUGUAGGGCUGGGCUGUGGGGCAGAGCUGUAGGGCUGGGUUAUGGGGCAGAGCUGUAGGGCUGGGUUAUGGGGCAGAGCUGUAGGGCUGGGCUGUGGGGCAGAGCUGUAGGGCUGGGUUAUGGGGCUGAGCUGUAGGGCUGGGUUAUGGGGCUGAGCUGUAGGGCCGGGUUAUGGGGCUGAGCUGUAGGGGGCUAUGAGGCUGAGCUGUAGGGCUGGGCUGUGGGGCUGAGCUGUAGGGCUGGGUUAUGGGGCUGAGCUAUGGGGCAGGCUAUGGGUCAGAUCUAUGGGCCAGAUCUAUGGGUCAGGCUGUGGAUCAGAUCUAUGGGUCAGGCUAUGGGUCAGAUCUAUGGGCCAGAUCUAUGGGUCAGGCUGUGGAUCAGAUCUAUGGGUCAGGCUAUGGGUCAGAUCUAUGGGCCAGAUCUAUGGGUCAGGCUGUGGAUCAGAUCUAUGGGUCAGGCUAUGGGUCAGAUCUAUGGGGCAGGCUACAGGUCAGAUCUAUGGAUCAGAUCUAUGGGUCAGAUCUAUGGGUCAGAUCUAUGGGGCAGGCUAUGGCUCAGAUCUAUGGGUCAGAUCUAUAGGGCAGGCUACGGGGCAGAUCUAUGGGGCAGAUCUAUGGGCCAGAUCUAUGGGGCAGAUCUAUGGGUCAGAUCUAUGGCGCAGUCUAUGGGUCAGAUCUAUGGGGCAGAUCUAUGGGGCAGUCUAUGGGUCAGAUCUAUGGGUCAGAUCUAUAGGGCAGGCUACGGGGCAGAUCUAUGGGGCAGGCUAUGGGUCAGGUCUAUGGGGGAGGCGACAGGUCAGAUCUAUGGGGCAGGCUGUGGAUCAGAUCUAUGGGGCAGAUCUAUGGGGCAGGCUAUGGGUCAGAUCUAUGGGGCAGAUCUAUGGGGCAGGCUAUGGAUCAGAUCUAUGGGGCAGAUCUAUAGGGCAGGCUACGGGUCAGAUCUAUGGGGCAGGCUAUGGGUCAGGUCUAUGGGGGAGGCUACAGGUCAGAUCUAUGGGUCAGUUCUAUGGGGCGGAUCUAUGGGGCAGGCUAUGGGGCAGACUAUGGGUCAGAUCUAUGGGUCAGAUCUAUGGGGCAGGCUACGGGUCAGAUGUAUGGGUCAGAUCUAUGGCUCAGAUCUAUGGGGCAGACUACGGGGCAGAUCUAUGGGGCAGAUGUACGGGUCAGGCCUAGGGGGCAGAGGCACGGCCGAGCGGCGCGGGGCGGCGGCGCGGUUCGGAGCUCCGCAGCGCCCCCAAGCGGCCGUUGUCGCUGCCCGCAGGCGGCUGCGCGUUCCCGACGCUCCGUCCCGGGGAGCGCACCCUGCUGACCGUGGACGCGCGCGCCGCCGGGCCCGGCAAGGUCACGUGCUCCGUGCUCAGCCCCGACGGCGCCGAGGUGGACGUGGACGUGGCCGAGAACCCCGACGGCACCUUCCACGUGUCCUACACCGCGCCUGA